GCCACCAUGAUGCUCUACAGUCACCUGUUGCUCUUUGUCUACAUCCUCACCUUCCUGAUGGGGGUCCCCGCCAACAUCCUGGCAUUCUGCACCUUCUGCCGCAAGGUGCGUCGCAAGGCCAACCCCAUCGACAUCCUCCUCCUCAACCUCACCAUCUCCGACCUCAUCUUCCUCCUGUUCCUGCCGUUCAAAUUGAAGGAGGCCUCGGACGACAUGGCCUGGCUGCUGCCCUUCCCCCUGUGUCCCUUCACCAGCUUCCUGUUCUACGUCACCAUCUACAACAGCACGCUGCUCCUCACGGCGGUGAGCGUGGAGCGGUACCUGGGCGUGGCCUUCCCCCUGAGGUACGCCGCGUGUCGCAGGCCUCGCUACGCCGUGAUGGCCAGCGUGGCCUUCUGGCUGGUGAGCUCUCUGAACCUCAGCAUGGUCUACAUCAUACCCCACGUCCAGUGGAGCAAAGGGUCAGAUGGUGAGAACCCCAACGGCAGCAGCAGCGCACCCCCACUCACCUGCUACCAUAACUUCUCACCGGACGAGCUAGAGAUCAUUCUGCCGUUCCGCCUGGAGCUCUUCAUCGUCCUCUUCUGCAUCCCCUUCUUCAUCUGCUGCUACUGCUACGUCAACUUCAUCCUCAUCCUGUCACAUCUCCCGAACAUCGGCCGGCUGGUGUGGCAGCAACUGCCCCGGGCUCUGCGGACCUUCGCCCAGAGCCAAAGUCAGGCUGACCAGUGGACAAGAACAAAGGAAUACAGGUUUCCUAUCCUGAAUGUGAGUCCUGCAGUGAGGCAGUGGAGAGAAGAGAGCGGCCGACUGCUCACCCUCAGGACUCCAGCACUGGGCACUUUCAACACCUCUGCAGGGAAACAGCUCUACUGUAGCUGUGUGAAGGUCCUGAACUGCCGCUCUCUUGCAGGAGUCAGGGGGUCGAGAUGGACGGAGGUUUUUGGCUCGGACUAUUCCCCUAGUGGCAGCCGGCGGGCCUCAGCCUCGGUGCUCGGCUCGGACUCCGGCGUUUUGAUUGAACGCACCGGGUCGCUCGCGUCUGCCGGCCGGGACGCUGACCUCUCUGCCCGCGUCGGCCUGGAAGUAACGGCCGAUUAUCGCCGUCGCACUGAGCAGGAAUGUGAUGUGCUCUCAGUGGGACGCAGAGGCAUUAAAAUGAAAGAACUCAUCGAGAGGAUCAAAGAUUAUAGAGACGUGUCUGGACGCAUCGUGUAUACGUGA
This is a messenger RNA of Pleuronectes platessa (European plaice), 1224 nucleotides long. Its product is annotated as free fatty acid receptor 2-like. Gene Ontology annotation, cellular component: plasma membrane. NCBI's taxonomy places the organism in Eukaryota, Metazoa, Chordata, Actinopteri, Pleuronectiformes, Pleuronectidae. The record is from RefSeq and is a predicted model, not a curated record. The transcript has 4 exons. Gene Ontology annotation, biological process: G protein-coupled receptor signaling pathway; cellular response to fatty acid. The coding region runs from base 7 to 1224 and encodes 405 amino acids. Gene Ontology annotation, molecular function: G protein-coupled receptor activity.